GAGGCGAGCGCGGGUUGGGGCUUGCAGCUCGCAUCCUGGAGGCCAGCGGAGGCCAGACCCAUACAAGGGAACACGAUAACAUACAACAAUGGGCACAUCGGGAAUCAUCUCCCGAUAGAGCAUCCAUUUGCUGAAAGUAUACCAGUGUCCAUUGCAGGACCUGAUACUUCGGCUUUGCCAACGGAUGCUCAAGCCGCGAAUAGCUAUGAGGUAAGCUUGAGAGGGGGGGAAACCCGAGUGCGGAGGAAAAAGCUCCACGGUAAGGGACCGCAUAUCUGCAAGUUAGAUGGCAAGGUCUUCCGCCACCACGGAGAUCUGGUACGCCACCGGAAGACGAAACCCGGCCAUGCAGAAUACCAGGGUCCUGUCGUCUGCAUCUGUCUGCAGGAGUUUAGUCGUCGAGAUGGUCUAUACACGCACUUGAAGACGAAGAGAUGCCGCAGCCUCUUUCCUUCAAGAUAA
Heterobasidion irregulare TC 32-1 is the source of this 462-nucleotide messenger RNA. RefSeq lists its product as uncharacterized. The transcript has a single exon. Lineage: Eukaryota; Fungi; Basidiomycota; Agaricomycetes; Russulales; Bondarzewiaceae. The annotation marks the transcript as partial. The record is from RefSeq and is a predicted model, not a curated record.